This is a messenger RNA of Paramecium pentaurelia, 780 nucleotides long. The record is from the annotation of a GenBank genome assembly. Lineage: Eukaryota; Ciliophora; Oligohymenophorea; Peniculida; Parameciidae.
AUGUAAUUGCCUAAAAAUCCAAAUUAAAAGUAACUACAGCCUCACAUUAGAAGUUAAUCUUUGAAUAAAUCUUCAUCUUAAAGAAAUCCUCCUCAAUUAAUACCAUAAUUACUUAGAUAACAGUAAACGCUCUAAAAAUCAAUAAAUUAUGAUGAUAAUGAAUUACAAAUAACUAAUAAAAGAUUACAUAUUUUUAGUGAUUUAGUACUUCCUUCAACUAAUUUUACAAAAUAAAAAAAUCAAUCACUAGCUGAUGAAUUAAUUGAGAAAGUAUCAUCAUUAAGAAAAAAUACUAAUUUAAAUAUUGUAAGAUAAAAAGUUAGAGGAAGAUUAAAAACAUAAAUUAAUGAUUUUGAAAAUUCAAUUGUAUCUAGUUAAAGAUUAAUAACAGAUCCUGGUAUUAUAUCAUAGAAAACACCUAAUUAAUAAUUAUUGAUUGACAAAGAAUAAGUCAUUUAAAAUGGAGUCAAAUAUCCAUAUCAAAUAUACCUUAUUAAUGAUUAAAGAAAGAAAUUUAUUUCAGAUUUAUUAAAGAGCACUAAUUUAACUGAUUUUUAAGAUGGUUUUAAUUUAACUUAAAUAAAGUAAGAUUUAGGUUAAAGAUUAAGAAUUUAGAUUCGAUCUAAUUAACUAGAAAAAACUAAAAAAGAAUUAUCUUCAAAGAAAUGUAUGAACAAUGCACUAUAUUCCUUAUUAGCAUUGAAUAAAUAAUCUUAAGAAACAGUUAAAAUGAAAUAUAGAUAACAUCUACCAAAAGAUUCUAGAUUUUAUAUUAUAUGA